GCGAGAAUUAUCUAAUAUUUGCUACCAGUGGCCACUUGCAGGAAUUAAAAAAAUCAGGCAUGUAUAAUUUAGGAGUAAACUUAGAAAAUUUCAAACCUACUUACGAAAUAAUUCCAGGAAAAGAAAAUCUUAUUACUUCUCGAAAACAAUACCUAAAAAGAGAAAAAAUUUCCACAAUCUAUCUAGCCACCGAUCCAGAUCGCGAAGGUGAAGCUAUCGCUCAAGAAGUAGUUUUACUGUUGGAAUUAAAGUCAGAGCAGUACCGGCGUCUACUUUUUUACGAAAUAACUCCCCACAAUAUCAACGAAGCUUUAAAUAAGCCAUCAGAAGUAAAUGAAAAUUUAGUAGAAGCCCAAGUUUCUCGACAAGUACUAGACAGAAUGAUUGGUUUUUGCCUUAGUUCCAUUCUCCAAAAGACCAACCAACUUACUUAUUCAGAAAUAGAAAAAAUAGUUUCAGCAGCCCAAUCUAUUUUAAGGGAAGCUUUAAAAUUAGGAGGGACUUCAGCUUUUGAUUUUAUUAAUCCCUUGGCUCAAAAAG
This is a messenger RNA of Paraglomus occultum, 540 nucleotides long. NCBI's taxonomy places the organism in Eukaryota, Fungi, Glomeromycota, Glomeromycetes, Paraglomerales, Paraglomeraceae. The record is from the annotation of a GenBank genome assembly.